Anthonomus grandis grandis is the source of this 1539-nucleotide messenger RNA. Its product is annotated as threonine aspartase 1. The transcript is spliced from 8 exons. Gene Ontology annotation, biological process: protein maturation. NCBI's taxonomy places the organism in Eukaryota, Metazoa, Arthropoda, Insecta, Coleoptera, Curculionidae. The record is from RefSeq and is a predicted model, not a curated record. The coding region runs from base 313 to 1464 and encodes 383 amino acids. Gene Ontology annotation, molecular function: threonine-type endopeptidase activity.
GCGUUCGAAAAACAUUCAUGUAAAAGCUACUUAACUGGGAAACACGCAUGUCUGUUUCUCCGCUUAAUUUGUGAAGAAGAAGGAGAAGCUAAAAAUAAGAAAAAUGUUAUUGUUUUGGCGAAAAGGUUACCCGGUAAUUUUUAAAACAAAAUUCUAAAACAAAUAAACAGAAAUUAACAGCCAUUUUUACUGGACCAAAUUCUAUUAAAUUGAAUAGAAAGAAUUAUCAAAUCCCUGUAAGUAGGCCGGCUUACUUGCUGUUGCUAAGCCCUUUCAAAAUCUUCCCUAUCAAUUUAUCAUUACUAGGGCAGGAUGAUUGCUGUGCAUUGUGGUGCGGGCCGCUAUAGUUCCAGCCCUACAAAAAGGAAAAGAUAUUUGUCGUUGACUAAGAAAGCAUGUAAGAAAGGCAUAGAUGUACUUAACUGUGGAGGAACAGCGGUAAAAGCCGUUCGUGAAGCUAUUAAAGUUUUAGAAGAUGAUUGUCUGACUAAUUCAGGAUAUGGAUCAAACCUUACAUUAGACGGCAGAGUGGAAGAUGAGGCAUCCAUCAUGAAUGGAUCCAAUCUGGUAUUUGGGGCGUGCGGGGUGGUAAGCCAAGCAAAAAAUCCAAUUUGCUUAGCUUAUGAUAUUUAUCGAAGACAGUUAACACCACAGGCAUUGGGUCUGGCUCCUGUCAGUCUACUCGUAGGAGAUGGCGCUGAUCGACAUGCAAAACAAGCAAAACUUAAAAUUGUGAAGAAUUCAAAGCUUAUCUCUAGAAAAUCUUUAAGACAAUAUAAACAGUACAAAGAUUUAUUGACUGAAACUGUUUCGCCACCAUGCAUAUCAGAAAAUGGGCAAGAGUUCAAUGAGGAUCUUGAACAACAUAAUGAUAAUGAAUUCCGUUUUGAAGUUCUGUUGGAUUCUGACUUAUCGGAUACUGUAGGAGCUGUAUGUUUAGAUGAUAAUGGCGAUACAGCUUCAGGAUGCAGUUCAGGUGGUGUUUUGUUAAAACGCCCUGGGAGACUGGCUCAAAGUGCACAUUAUGGGUCUGGAGUUUGGGCAGAUAGUGAGGAUAAAAGCUCACGCCCAAGUAUGGCCGUUUGUACUACCGGAUCUGGGGAACAGUUAGUUAAAACGCUUUUAGCAAAGACCAUAGCCGAGGAUCUUAUAAAGGAAAAUAAUCAACCUGGUGUAGACUUACAUACUUGUAUGACUGAGAAGUUUAUGAAAUCUAGGUAUUUGAAAAAUGAGUUCUUAACAAAACUAGCCGGAGCUUUGGUGUUAAAGGCGGACAAUAAAAAUGGCGAAGUUUCUCUUAUGUGGACCCACAAUACGUUGGAUAUGGGAAUAGGCUAUAUGAGAAAGGGUGAAAAACCACAUUCUCAAAUCUCUACCUUACCCAAAGGCAGUGAAGAGGGUAAGUCUAUAAACGUGGGAGGAGCAUCGUUUUAUUUUAAUAAUUUGAAUAGAAAUAGCUGCUAAAACUGUAAUUUUCUUUGUUUAGUUUUGAGAAAAUUUGUUAAAUUUUUACGUUUUUAAUAUAUAAUUGUUGAUUCA